AUGGCUGCACAAACGAAUCCAGGUGGUGACACCCUAAUACAUGAUGCGCCAGACCUGGAUUCACAGCCUCAAGGGCGAGAUGAAGCGCAAGGCGACCAGAGCGAAGACAGCGAAACCCGCGCCGACCCUGAUGCGCAUACCACUGUUACCGACUUCCUCGACUUCACCGAGUACCUGCCGUCCGACAUGACGCGCUCUCUCACAUUGAUUGGGCAGCUGGACCAGAGAUACAUAGACGCGUCGCACGAGAUCCACGACCUGACGAAGAGAUGGGGACAGCUACCGACGAUUCCCGUCAACGAGCGACCGUCACCAGUCAAGCUUCGGGCCGACAUAUCAGAGCAGCUUAACCAAGCGCUCAGCUCGCGAACCAUCGCUCACGCUGAGGCUGUGAGGAUGUCCGAGCACGUUGAUCGACACUACAACAAAGCCAAGGCCUUGCUCGCCAAGCUACAGACCAUAAUGGACAACUACCCUGCCGAAGCUGACAUUCCCAAGAGUCCGGUCAUGUCACGCUCUCCACAAGCGACACGGAACAAGGGCGCUGCCAAAGUGCCUGGCGAGGAAGGGCAGAGACGGAAGCCAAAGAUCCCCAAGAUCACUGUGCCGGGCCAGGUCCUAGCACCGUAUGACAUUGAAUACGAUACCGCCACGGAUGGCAGUGCGGAGAGCUCUGAGGAGGAGGACGACGCUGUCGUAGGAAGCACGCGGAGGACGCCAGCGCCCGUCUCACGGAUCAAGCUCGUCACAGCUACUGAGAAAAAGACACCGAAAACCGGCAGCCGACCUCCGCGGGCCACACCGCGGACGGUAGCACCAACAUCUGCCGAGCUUCAGGCGCAUGAGGCUGCCCUGCAGAACCCACCACCUCCAAAUGCCGUGGUGGGCAGUGCCGACGCUCCCUGGCUGCAGUUGACGGACUUUGAACUGGCCAAACUCCGCAAGCGCAUGAAGAAGAACGCGACGUGGACACCAAGCGAGACAAUGGUUGCUCGGGAGUUGAGUGCUCUCGGGAGGGGCCCCGAAGAGUACAGAGAGGCCAAGAGGAAGGCCGAAGAGGAGGGCAAGCCCUUCGAUCCCACAAUACCUACGCCACUACCUACCCAGGACGGAUCAACGGGCCAGCAGUUGCCUGCGGGUGCUAUCAGUGCCGACUCGCUUGCUGCCGAAGAGGUCCCUACCAGCAACCGCGGCAUGAAGCUCAACGAGGCCAAGAGACUGAAGCGAGAGGCUCUCGCAAAACUUGCCGCGGAGGAAGCAGAGGAGACAGCUCGCAGUAUGACGGCAACGGCGCAGUUGCUCUUGGGCAGCUCGCAAGACACGCCAUCCAACAGAGACGCUGGCAGGGCGUUGAGCAAAGCGCAAUCUCAAUCUGCUGCUAGGCCUGUCAACAAGCGCAAGAGGGAGGCUGAGGCCGAUGCGACUAGCGAGGCUGCCGAAGGAGACGAAACCCCAUCAGCUAGGCCUCUCGUCAAGCGUACCAAGACAGAGACACCAGUUCCUCCGCCUCAGAUCGGGCGACUGCCCCCGGCAUCAGUGACAAGAGAAACCACAGCUACCAGGCGGCAUCCCACGCCAGCAUCUAGCACCGGAGGGGGCUUUACAGAGACACCGGUUCCUAUCCCUGUCCCGUUGAAAGCAUCAGGAAGCUCGAAGAGUGCUCGUGCGCAGCAGUCACCGACCCCCAGCAUUGUUUCCACGACCAACCAGACAAGAGCAGCAUCUGCGGCGGCGGCAGCAGCAGCAGCAGCCAAGGCCCCAGGGAAGGAGACGCCUGUUCCGUUGCCAAGGUCUUCUGAUAGGCGCCGAUCUGCCGUGACGCCCGCUGCACCUUCACGAGAGGCUCCAUCACGAGAUGCGACCAAGCGGGAGACUCGUGGCGAGGCAGCGAAGCGCAACAGCGAGAGGGAGGAAGCACCUGCUGUCCAACCAGUGCGCGAGCUGCCUAGUCGAUCGUCCGCGCGCGCCCAGAAUGCUUCCGCCACGGAAUCAGAGACAACAACACCUCCGCCGGGGGUGGAACCUGCUACGACGCGUCGACCAAGCUCGCGAGGCAAGGCUCUGAGUCAAGAACCGCAACCUACACUCGCAGCUGAGCGUCCUCGUCGCGCUAGCACCGCGCACAACACGCCAGCGCCCGAAGCGCACCCCCCAAGCCGACGCGCGAAGCGGCCUGCGCCUGGUAUUGUUAGUACCAACAGCAGCGGAGGCAGCGCCGCGGUUGGCAGGCGAAAGGCCGCGCCCAAGAAGAAGAAGAUCCGCACCACCAAGAAGAAGGGCGAUACGGCGGCCGAGGUGGAGUUUUGGGAAGAGGUUGAUGACGAGGGCACCCCGAUUGACCCCGAGGAGCCUCGCUAUUGCCUGUGCAACCGCGUAAGUUUUGGCGAGAUGAUCCAGUGCGAUAACGAUAGUUGCAGGUACGAAUGGUUCCAUCUCGAAUGUGUCGGCUUGACAGAGGAGGAUAUACCCAAGAGGACGACGAAGUGGUACUGUCCAGACUGCCGGAAGAUGUUAAACAUUGGCGAAAAGGGCGAGGUGAGCGCCAGAGGGGUGAAGAGAUAA
This is a messenger RNA of Emericellopsis cladophorae, 2562 nucleotides long. Its product is annotated as Inhibitor of growth protein-like protein. Gene Ontology annotation, biological process: regulation of DNA-templated transcription. The record is from RefSeq and is a predicted model, not a curated record. Gene Ontology annotation, cellular component: nucleus; Rpd3L-Expanded complex; Rpd3L complex. Bases 1 to 2562 code for a protein of 853 amino acids. Lineage: Eukaryota; Fungi; Ascomycota; Sordariomycetes; Hypocreales; Bionectriaceae. The transcript has 2 exons.